Rhinocladiella mackenziei CBS 650.93 is the source of this 1020-nucleotide messenger RNA. RefSeq lists its product as uncharacterized. The coding region runs from base 1 to 1020 and encodes 339 amino acids. The transcript is spliced from 3 exons. NCBI's taxonomy places the organism in Eukaryota, Fungi, Ascomycota, Eurotiomycetes, Chaetothyriales, Herpotrichiellaceae. The record is from RefSeq and is a predicted model, not a curated record.
AUGACCUCUGCACAAUCAACUUCGUCAAUCUUCUCGGAGGAAUACAUUGCUGAGCAACGAAAGGUGCUCCCUGUCUUAGCUACGACCGAGACCUGCUCAGGGGCCACAUAUAUUGUGACAGGAGCCAAUGUCGGUCUCGGAUUCGAGGCAGCCAAACACCUAGUCAAGCUGGGAGCCGCAAAAGUCAUCAUUGCUGUCCGUAACGUUCAGGCUGGAGAGGCAGCCAAAGCCGAAAUCGAGGCAGAGGCUGAGGCAGUUGGCGUCUUAGAAGUCUGGCCACUCGACCUGGCUAGUUUUGACUCGGUCAAAGUAUUUGCGAAGAGAGCCAAUGAUGAACUAAAUCGGAUCGACGCCCUAAUUGAAAAUGCUGGCGUGUCCCUCGACAAAUGGAAGAUGGCCGAAGGGCAUGAGUCGUCUAUCACAAUUAAUGUCCUUGGGACGUUUCUUCUGGGAAUUCUACUUUUCCCGAAGAUGAUGGAGAGUGCACGGCGUUUCAACAUCCUUCCUCAUCUCGUCAUUGUCACGAGUGAAGUUAGUUUCACAGCGAAAGAGCCAUUUGACAAGAUUAAGGACGAUCCUUUAGUGAAGCUGGAUAAUGAGGAAAUUCAGGGAAUGGUGGGGAGAUACCCACUUUCCAAGCUCAUCCAAGUCCUCGCAGUCCGUUAUUUGGCAACCUUGCUCCCGGUAUCUAGAACGGGAGUAGUCGUGAAUCUUGUCAACUCAGGUCUUUGCAAGACCAAUCUCAUUCGCAAAUUGGAGAUGGCUAUACGUACGCCAAUCGAGAAGGCCCAAGAGCAAUUUGGAAGAACUGCAGAGAUGGGCAGUCGGACACUCUUGCACGCAGCGGUUGCAGAAAAAGAGAGUCACGGAUGCUAUCUUUCAGCGUGCGAGAUCAAAGAAAAUCAAGUUCCUGAAUGGGUCACCAACGAAGAAGGCAAACAAGCGCAAAAGAGGGUUUGGGACGAUAUCGCCAAAGAGCUAGAUUCUCUCAUGCCAGGCUGCGUGAAGAUCCUACUAUAA